Sinocyclocheilus anshuiensis is the source of this 855-nucleotide messenger RNA. Its product is annotated as alpha-(1,3)-fucosyltransferase 7-like. Gene Ontology annotation, cellular component: membrane. The transcript has a single exon. The record is from RefSeq and is a predicted model, not a curated record. NCBI's taxonomy places the organism in Eukaryota, Metazoa, Chordata, Actinopteri, Cypriniformes, Cyprinidae. The annotation marks the transcript as partial. Gene Ontology annotation, molecular function: alpha-(1->3)-fucosyltransferase activity.
AUGAAAAAACAUAAUCGUGCCCUCUGUUGUCUGUUUGGCUUUGUACUGCUCUACAAUUUCUUAUCCUGGAGUAAAACCAUGCUACUCUCGAGUCAGACUGAGACCAGUGGACCUAAAAGCCCAGAGUACAACAUCACCAUCCUCCUGUGGCACUGGCCUUUCGGAGUUCGCUACAGACUGGAGAGAGGCGACUGCAUGGAUAAAUAUGAAAUCCCCAGAUGCUUUCUGGAGGAUAACCGAUCUCUUUUCGCUCAGGCAGAUGUUGUAGUCUUCCAUCACAAUGAGCUCUGGACUGGCCACUCCAAACUGCCUCUCCAACUUACGCGUCCACCAACGCAAAAGUGGCUUUGGUUAUCGCUGGAACCUCCUAUGAACAACCACAAUCUCAGCAACUACAACAGUUUGUUCAACUGGACAAUGAGUUAUCGCCGUGACGCUGACAUCUUCAUGCCAUACGGAGAGCUUGUUUCUAAAAGGUCUAAUGCCACAUACACUAUUCCGAUGAAGAGCGAAUGCCUAGUUUGCUGGGUGGUCAACAAAUACAAAGCCAAUCAGAGUCGCUCUCUAGUUUUCAAGCAGCUGAAGAAACACAUUCCAUCAAAACUAAUAGAAGUAUACGGUCGGUGGCCCAAGCGGCUGCUCUCAAACAAAAAGCUGCUUUCCACAAUAUCUCGAUGUUAUUUCUACCUUGCCUUUGAAAACUCAGUAUCCACAGACUAUAUCACAGAGAAGCUGUGGCGAAACUCGCUUCAGGCGGGGAGUGUGCCGGUGGUGCUCGGCCCACCGAGGAACAUUUAUGAACUAUCAAUUCCACCAGAGUCAUUCAUCCAUGUAAAUGACUUCAGCAGCAUUAAG